Molecule: messenger RNA, 616 nt
Organism: Hipposideros armiger (great roundleaf bat)
Lineage: Eukaryota; Metazoa; Chordata; Mammalia; Chiroptera; Hipposideridae
Gene: CNFN
Product: cornifelin
Exons: 5
Coding region: 115-489 (124 amino acids)
Source: RefSeq, a predicted model, not a curated record
UCUCCAUCAUCGCCAUCACCUUCCUGCAGUAUCCAGUGUCCCUUGGACAGACUACACCGCUGUCACCGUUGCCACCUCUGCCGUCCCCAACGCCACCUCCUCAGGGCCAGCAAGAUGCAGUUUGAGAUGCACGACAACGUGAAAGGAAAAGCCAUGUCUUAUCCAGUGACCAGUCAGCCCCAGUGUGCCAGCAGCUGCUACCAGACCCAGCUCAGUGAUUGGCACACCGGUCUCACGGACUGCUGCAACGACAUGCCCGUCUGCCUGUGCGGCACCUUCGCCCCUCUGUGCCUCGCCUGCCGCAUCUCCGACGACUUCGGCGAGUGCUGCUGCGCGCCCUACCUGCCUGGAGGCCUGCACUCCCUGCGCACCGGCAUGCGUGAGCGCUACCGCAUCCAGGGUUCUGUCGGGCACGACUGGGCGGCCCUCACCUUUUGUUUGCCCUGCGCCCUCUGUCAGAUGGCGCGAGAACUGAAGAUCCGAGAGUAAAGAAGUGUCCCCGACCCUCCUCUCCCACCUGUCUUGCCUGCCCUCCUCUGUCCCCCCCUGGGAGGGCCUGCCCCUCCACCCCAUCCUGCCACAAGAAAUACACCCACAAUAAAAACCUGAAAACCAA